Molecule: messenger RNA, 6626 nt
Organism: Myxocyprinus asiaticus (Chinese sucker)
Lineage: Eukaryota; Metazoa; Chordata; Actinopteri; Cypriniformes; Catostomidae
Product: desert hedgehog protein A-like
Exons: 3
Coding region: 645-2063 (472 amino acids)
Biological process (GO): cell fate specification; cell-cell signaling; multicellular organism development
Molecular function (GO): calcium ion binding; patched binding
Source: RefSeq, a predicted model, not a curated record
GUUAAAAGCGCUCAGUGUCGAGACGGGAACAAACACAUGUCGAACCAUAGUCAGAGCACUCAGACUCAAAGAAUGAAAUUAUGUUUGAGCGCGACUAUAAGGCAAGAGAUACAGAGAGACGCGCUUUGAAAGCUAUUUCAGAAAACGUUUUGUGCGGAGCUGUCCAAGGUGGAGUAGGAUGAUGGAAUGAAGCACCUGUUGCUAUGCAUAUGUCUGCAAGAGAUAACGAGGAUGCAUUUAAUCCAUCUCGACUUGGAAUGCUGUCACCAAAAGUUAUAAAUGGAUUGGCAACUGUGUUACCUGUGAUUUAUGUGUAAGCUACUUCAGACCUAGGUGUUUUUUAUGUUACAAUUGGACACUUUUUAACCGAAAUGUGUAACUGCGAUCAAUCUCUUCAUGGCUGGGUGACACUUAUGAGAAAAAUGCAUGUUAUGGAAUUUGAUGUUUAGAUGGUAGCUAGGCUGUAAAUAUUCAGGUUAAUCUGGAAACCAUUACACGUUGGUCAAUGAUUUACGAGCCUAAUCCUUAGGAGUGCCCAUUUUAAUUCGAGAUCGUGAUAUGGACAUGGAAAAAGUCAGGUGCGUUAAUGAGAUGCAACGAGGUGCUGGGAGAGACGCUCGCGCUGCAGGCUCUGCGGCUCGCUGAUGCCUUGGCACACUUCACGCGCGUCAAUGACGCUAGCUCCGUGGUUAAAGCUGUCACGGCUCAUCCUGCUGACUGCGUGUUUUUAUUCGUGGCUGGCGGUCCAGGGAUGCGGGCCGGGCCCCGGCUAUGGCAACCGCCCCAGGCAGCGCAAGUUGACUCCGAUGUCGUACAAGCAAUACGUGCCUGGUGUAUCUGAGAACAAUCUGGGUGCGAGCGGAAGAGCGGAGGGCAGGAUCACGCGCAAUUCGGAGCGCUUCAAUGAGCUGGUGUGCAACUACAACACUGACAUUGACUUCAAAGACGAGGAGCAUACCAAAGCCGACCGGUUCAUGACCAAGCGUUGCAAGGACUGCCUUAAUAAAUUGGCCAUAGCAGUGAUGAACCAGUGGCCUGGGGUCCGACUGCGAGUAACAGAGGCCUGGGAUGAGGAUGGGCAUCACCCACCUGGUUCUUUGCAUUAUGAGGGCCGUGCUGUCGACAUCACCACCUCAGACCGGGACACCAAAAAAUAUGGCCUUCUUGCGCAGUUGGCAGUGGAGGCUGGAUUUGACUGGGUACACUACGAAUCCAAAUAUCACGUGCACUGCUCUGUCAAAGCUGAUCAAUCUGUAGCAGUGGAGAAAGGGGGCUGCUUUUCAGGAUCAGGACUUGUGACAAUGGCUGGGGGUGCGCAAAAACCUAUGUCAUGUUUGCUGCCUGGAGAGAAGGUGCUUUCCUUGUCCGGGUCAGGUGAAAUUGUUCUCAGCCGUGUACUUCUCUUUCUACAUCGAGAUAGUGAGAGCAGAUCCACUUUUCUCAUUUUUGGCACAGAAAAUGGACAACAAAUGGCACUUACUCCCAACCAUCUCAUAUUUGUGACUCCCAGUUUCAAGCUGCACCACGAGUAUCAUGCUAUAUUUGCCAGAAGAGUUAGGAUUGGGGACUAUAUACUUACUACUGGAGGGGAUAGAGGAAUUCGGCCAUCCAAGGUAGUCUCUAUUUUAUUGGAGGAGAGGAUGGGGGUUUAUGCCCCUUUGACAGAACAUGGGAAUUUAUUUGUGGAUGGCGUGCUGGCUUCCAACUACGCUUCUGUUGAGGAUCACAGACUCGCACACUGGGCAUUUUGGCCGUUCCGCCUCCUGUUUGGCUUUUCCCAUUUAGAGAUGGAAGAGAACUCACAAACAAUGAUACUUAAAAGCAGUGCCAACGUCUCUAUCUGUUCCACAGAUCUGACCUUCCUCACAAAUGUGAUUCACAAUAGUUCAGGCACGUCUUCCAGCACAUGCAGCAAAUUCCAAGAUGCCACAGAUGGAAUGGAAAAUAAACACAGUUUUUUGCAACACUGUGAUUGGGCAGAUGGCCCAAAAAAGGUUUACUGGUAUGCAAGGCUUUUGCACACAUUAGGACAAAUAUUUCUUGACCCUCAGAAGUUUUACUGAUGGUCAAAACAGAAUAUGUGGGCUUAAUACCAACUACACCUGUCUGUGAGGGCUAUAAAACCAUUUGUCUUUUAAAAGAUAUAUUUUUAAACUACUGACCAAAAAAGAAAUGCAGUAGGCACUAAAGCUUGUAUAAUUAAACACCAAAUAUAACAUGCAGUUACAAUUAUUUCACUCUUAAGAAUGUCAUUUUUGUUGUCGUUAAGCAUACAUGUGAAAUAUUGUGUAACUUAAAAACUGUAUUUAAAAAAAAAAAAAAAAAAAAAAUUCAAAUAUGGACAUGAUUUCUUUAAAAUAUUCUCCCUUUAGAUCAUUUUGAGAUUCAAAAUGCAAAUUUGUAUUAUGUUGUUUGUCAAGAAAAUAUUUUCAAAGUGUAAUAAAUAUUUAUUUUUAUACCUUUUGAUUCAUAAUAUAUACAGUAUAUUUCAUGUUAAACUGUUUGUUCAUAUAGUUGUGAUUAUGGCCUGAGACCCUUUGCUAUUGCAGCAAACGCUACAGUUGUUGUAUUCUUAUUUUUUUUUACUGAAAAUUCUUGUAUUUUGUUGCAAAAUAAACCUGAUCUGGUUUAAUUUUGUUCACACAAAACACCACACUAGAGUUGUACUGAGUCCACAAUAACAUAUCAGUUAAUGACAAAACACCUUAAUAUAUUUGUCCUGCACUUGCCAUUUUUCCAAAGAAUAAAAAGUUUUCUAAGUUCUUUCUAAGACGUUCCAAGUAGAAAUGAAUUACCAACUAAUUAUUGAUUUAACAUUGUAUUUACUCAAGUUUAUCAAACGUGACUUCAUGAAAUUGUGCGGCCUGACAAAUUAUGGUCAAUUUCAACUGUCCUCAUGAAUUCUACAGCCAGUUGCAAUACUGGCAUUAACAGGUUGCCUUUUACAAAUUGUAGAGCACACCCUUGUGGACUUUUUUAAAAAGUACACCGCAUGAAUUACUAAACCCAUUUGUUCUGGAAAAAAUGCACCCUGAAAUAAAAUACAUAGCAAUAGAUUAGCAUUAUUUGUGCUAAUAUAUAAGACUGUUUGUGUUAAAAAUUAUUUUUUUUCUGCAUAAAUUAUAAAUACGAUCUUGGGCAAAGCCUCUUUUGUUUUUUUAUUUUAUUUAGCAGCCUUAUGCUAAAAUGCUUUAAAUAUUAUUAUUUUUUCCACAUCAAUCUACACUCCAUACCCCAUAAUGACAAAGCAAAAAAAUGAUUUUUGAUAACUGCAAAUUUAUUAAAAAGUAAAAACUGAAAUAUCACAUUGACACAAGUAUUCAGACCCUUUGCUCUGACACUUGAAAUUUAGCUCAGGUGCAUCCCAUUUCUCUGGAUCAUCUUUGAGAUGUAUCUACACUUUGAUUGGAGUCCACCUGUGGCAAAUUUAAUUGAUUGGACAUGAUUUGGAAAGGCACACACCUGUCUAUUUAAGGUCUCACAGCUGGAAAUGCAUAUCAGAGCAAAAACCAAGUCAAGAGGUUAAAAGUACUGCCUGCAGAGCUUAGAGACAGGAUUGUGUCGAGGCACAGGUCUGGGGAAGGCUACAAAAAUUUCCGGUUGCAUUGAAGGUUCCCAAGAGCAGAGUGGCCUCCAUAAUUCUUAAAUGGUAGAUGUAGACUCUUCCUAGAGCUGGCCGCCUGGACAAACUGAGCAAUCAGGGGAGAAGAGACUUGAUAAGAGAGGUGACCAAGAACCAGAUGGUCACUCUGGUUGAGCUCCAGAGAUCAGGUGUGGAGAUGGGAGAAGCUUGCAGAAGGACAACCAUCACUGCAACACUCCACUGAGCUGGGCUUUAUGGCAGAGUGGCCAGACGGAAGCCUCUCCUCAGUGCAAGACACAUGAAAGCCUUUUCAGUGCAAGACCCUGCUUGGAAUUUGCAAAAAAGCACCUAAAGGACUCUCAGACUGUGAGAAACAAGAAUCUCUGGUCUGAUGAAAUGAAGAUUGAACUGUUUGGCCUCAAUUCCCAGCAUCAUGUCUAGAGGAAACCAGGCACUGCUCAUCACCUGCGCAAUACCAUCCCAAUGCAUGGUGGUGGUAGCAUCAAGCUGUGGGGGUGUUUUUCAGUGGCAGAGACUGGGGGACUGGUCAGGGUUGAAGGAAAGCUAAACGUAGCAAAAUACAGAGAUAUCCUUCAUGAAAACCUGGUCCAGAGUGCUCAGGACUUCAGACUGGGCCGAAGGUUCACUUUCCAAAAGGACAGUUACCCUAAGCACACAGCCAAGACAAUGCAAGAGUGGCUUAGGGACAACUCUGUGAAUGUCCUUGAGUGGUCCAGCCAGAGCCCGGACUUGAACCCAAUCGAACAUCUCUGGAGAGACCUGAAAAUGGCUGUCCACCGAUGGUCCCCAUCCAACCUGACAGAGCCUGAGAGAAUCUGCUAAAAAGAAUGGCAGAAAAUCCCCAAAUCUAGGUGUGUAAAGCUUGUCGCAUCAUACCCAAAAAGACUUGAGGCUGUAAUCGCUGCCAAAGGUGCUUCAACUAAGUACUGAGUUAACGGUCUGAAUACUUUUGUGAAUGUGAUAUUUCAGCUUUUUCUUUUCUUACAUUUGCAAAGUUAUGAAAAAUCUGUUUUUUGCUUUGUCAUUAUGGGGUAUGGAGUGUAGAUUGAUGUGGGGAAAAAAUUUUUUUUAAAGCAUUUUAGCAUAAGGCUGCAACAUGACAAAAUGUGAAAAAAAUGAAGGGGUCUGAAUACUUUCUGAAUGCACUGUAUAUACAGUGUAUAUAAAUACACGCAUAUAUAUAAAUAGUACAAUUAAGUACUAUUUAGCUAAAGUGCUGCAUUAUUUAAAUUAACAGUCGACAAUGUAAACAAUUAAUUGUUUUAAAAAUAAAAUGAUGGUUUUAAAAUAACUGUUGAUUUUGUUGUAACCGCAUGUUUUUUCCUCUUUAUUUUUCACAGCUGUUAAGGUAUACAAGAGGAUUAUUUGGGACAUGGAGGGGGCAGAUGGACAUGCACCCCCCACUGGAGUGGAGAUGUUCUAAAAUCCAGAACAGGCCAAUGGCAGGGACUGUAAUGUAGGCCCGCCCAACCAUUACCUUUAGUGAACCAAUCAGAUUUCAAAUAUAAGCUUAGUAAGGCUCUCUUCAAACCUUUCCUGUUCAAACUAAUCCUGGUGAAAGCUGGGAAGGAGUUAUUAAUCUUGCACAUGACCAUGGGGUAGCAUGAUCAGGAAAUACAGAGAAAAAGCAGUGUCCCAUCGGGUUAUGUUUUAUAAAGAGUCAGUAUAUCAGUUUGAAAUCUAAAAGAACAAACUGAACUGCUGUGCACAGAAUAGGCCUGUGCUAUGUAACUGAAUGGUGCAAUAUCAGAUUUUCAGUUUCCAUCUUUAAAACAGGCAUGAUGAUCUAAUACAGCAUGCUUGAGUAAUAGCGAUUACAUGAAUACAUAUGACUGCAUAUUCACAAAUGGCCAUUGUUCAUUAUAGUCUUCUCCACUGAAUUAAUUAUAUAAUCUGUUUUGAUCUGUUGGGUGUGUUGAGUGCCAUUUUGGUUGCUUGUGACCCAAACUAUGCCACUAAGGUAUUUAAAUGGCUUGUCAGCCUAAACAACAACAAAUCUAAACCUGCUUGGUUUCUUCCACUAGAUAAGAAACAAGUUAUUAUUCAGCAAUGCAUACAGUAUCUCCUAUAGAGAAGGAAAAGACAAUAUUGAUAAUAUUUCAUAAAAUAUUAAAUUAUUAUCAUUUUACAUUUGAGCUCAUUCAUGGUUGUAUUGGUUCCCCUUUUCAUUCUUUGACAAACACUUUUUUUAAAUUAAGAAAUAUGGAAAAAUAUGUUGUAUUAUAUCACGCCUUAGUUGUACAGACUCGUAAUACGGACAACUUUAUUUCAAAAUGGGCAGCUCAUGCAUUUCCACUGUGGGAUCAAUGAAGUCUGUCUCAUUAUCAAUUUAUACUUGUCAGUCUAUGGAGUAGCCCAGUAGUUGACCUUUGAUCAAGGAAUAUUUUGUGGUUUCAUCUGCUCUCAUUUUUACACAGUGUAUAAUGAAUAAAUGUGUCUUUACAGAGAGCAGUGUCUGUGAGCACUAUAGCCAGGUAAUAAACUUCCCUCUACAAAUACCUACCUUUUUAUAAUUUAUUUACACAAACAAUAUAUAAACAGAAUACAUGAAAUAACAGAUAAUUUAUGAUUUGUUUAUUUAUUCAGACAGACAAGUAGACAGACAGACAGACAGACAGGUAGGUAGACAGACAGACAGAUAGAUAGACAGACUGACAGAGAGACAGACAGACAGACAGACAGACAGAUAGAUAGAUAGAUAGACAGACAGAUAGGUAGGUAGCUAGACAGACAGACAGAUACAGUAGAUAGACAGACAGGUAGAUAGAUAUGUAGAUAGGUACUGUAUGUAGACAGACAGACAGACAGGUAGAUAGACAGGCAGGCAGACAGACAGGUAAGUAUAUAGACAAACAGAUAUGUAGAGAUACAGACAGACAAACAGACAGAUAGAUAGACAGACAAGUAAAGAGACAGACAGACAAACAGACAGACUAUAGAUAGAUAGAUAGACAGACAAACAGAUAGGUAGGUAGCUAGCUAGACAGACAGGUAGAUAGAUAUGUAGAUAGAUACUGUAUGU